This is a messenger RNA of Ornithorhynchus anatinus (platypus), 3318 nucleotides long. It is a transcript of the gene POLH, whose product is annotated as DNA polymerase eta. Bases 103 to 2292 code for a protein of 729 amino acids. The transcript has 11 exons. The record is from RefSeq and is a predicted model, not a curated record. Gene Ontology annotation, cellular component: nucleus; site of double-strand break; replication fork. Gene Ontology annotation, biological process: error-prone translesion synthesis; response to radiation. Lineage: Eukaryota; Metazoa; Chordata; Mammalia; Monotremata; Ornithorhynchidae. Gene Ontology annotation, molecular function: DNA-directed DNA polymerase activity; damaged DNA binding.
AGGUUUAAGUGCGCAUGCGCGGUAACGGUCGCGGGCAGUUGCCCGCCGACUUGUCCCCUGCGGAGCGGCUCGGCCGACGCCUUCCCCAGCAGCCGUUGAAGAAUGACGAGUGGGCAGGAGCGCGUGGUCGCCCUUGUGGAUAUGGACUGCUUCUUUGUACAAGUGGAGCAGAGGCAGAACCCCGAGCUGAGGAACAAGCCCUGCGCAGUUGUGCAGUACAAAUCGUGGAAGGGCGGCGGAAUAAUCGCAGUUAGCUAUGAAGCACGUGCCUUUGGAGUCACAAGAAGCAUGUGGGCAGAUGAUGCCAAGAAGUUGUGCCCAGACCUUUUAUUAGCUCAAGUUCGGGAAAUCCGUGGAAAAGCUAAUCUCACCAAGUACCGGGAGGCCAGCGUGAAAGUGAUGGAGGUGAUGUCCCGUUUCGCCGUGAUCGAACGCGGCAGCAUCGACGAGGCCUACGUCGAUCUGACCCAAGUAGUACAGGAGAGGCUGCAGAAACUGCGGGGUCAGCCAGUCCCGGCCGAUCUUCUGCCCACCACCUACGUCCAGGGGUUACCUCGUGGCUCUGGAGCGGCACAGGGAGCUCCUCAGAAAGAACAGGCCCGACAGGAAGGUCUGGGCCAGUGGCUUGAUUCCCUCCCCUUCGGCGACUCCAGCUCUCCUGACCUUAGGCUCACCGUGGGUGCAGUGAUUGUGGAGGAGAUGAGAGCAGCCAUAGAGAAGGAUACUGGCUACCAAUGCUCGGCUGGGAUUUCACACAACAAGGUCCUGGCAAAACUGGCCUGUGGGUUGAACAAGCCCAACCGCCAGACCCUGCUGUCCCAUGGAUUUGUCCCUGAGCUCUUCGACCAAAUGCCCAUUGGUAAGAUCCGUAGUCUUGGAGGAAAGCUGGGCGCCUCCAUCACCGACAACCUGGGAGUGGAAUACAUGGGUCAACUGACCCAUUUUACUGAAUCCCAGCUGCAGAGUCAUUUUGGAGAGAAGACUGGGUCGUGGCUGUUUGCCAUGUGCAGGGGAAUCGAACACGAUCCGGUGAAGCCCAGGCAGGUACCCAACACCGUUGGCUGUAGCAAGAACUUCCCAGGAAAAACCGCCCUGGCUACCGAGGAGCAGGUGCAGUGGUGGCUCUUGCAGUUAGCUCUGGAGCUGGAGGAGAGGCUGAACAAGGACCGAGACGACAACGACCGGGUGGCCACCCACCUGUCUGUCAGUGCCCGCAUACAAGGAGACAAGAGACUCAGCAGCCUACGGCGCGGCUGCCCCUUGACCCGCUACGACGCCCGGAAGAUGAGCAGCGAUGCGCUCGCUCUCAUCAGGAGCUGCAACCUGGCUGAAACCCAAGCUGCCUGGUCUCCUCCCCUCACUAUGCUUUUACUGUGCGCUCACAAGUUCUAUGCUCCUGCCCCUCCCCCCGGCGCAAGCAUCACCAGCUUCUUGAGCAGCGACGCGCCCUGUGUCCAGAAGGCAGGGGCUCCCAGUCCGGAUGCGGGACCCCCGGGCAGCAGUCCCAAAGCGGCAGCCCCCAAGAAGGGAGCCAGUGCUCUCGAAGUGCUUUUCCAGAAGGCUGCGGAGAAGCAAAGAGCCCGAGAGGCUCUCCUCACGUCUCCCCCGGCCCCCGGGGCCCGCACGACCCCCGCGGCCAGCUCGCCGCUCGAGUCCUCUUCGCCGGUCCUGGGCCGCGGCGCGGCCGGGCGGGAACCUUUCUUCAAGAGCGGGAGUCCGGAUGCCGUCAGACGGCAGGAUUUUCCCAGCGGCCCACCUCCUGUCCUCCCUCCGCCAAACUCACGGAUCUCCUCCGGCGAGAGGCAGCCCACGUCUGAAGACCCGCCCGGUAAACCCCUGCCCGCCGGAGAGCCCCCCGCCCGCUCUUCGGCCUCUCGGGUGGCUCCAGAAGCCGGGCCGCCGGCGACAGCUUCGGCCGAGUCGGCUGUGGGCCGGAGCGGGCCAGGCCAGCGGCCGGAGCUGCUCUCCUCCUUCCCCGAGUCCGCCCCGGGAGAUGGUGGCGAGGCAGCCGCGGCCCCGGGCCCCCUGGACGCCGAGGACCAAGUGUGCUGUGAGAAAUGCGGCUCCCUGGUUCUGGCGUGGGAGAUGCCGGAGCACGCAGACUAUCACUUCGCCGUGGAGCUGCAGAACUCCUUCCUGAAACCCCACCCCCUGAGCCUCCCCACCGCCACUGCCGCCUCCCCUUCCCCGACCAAAAGGAACCCCAAGAGUCCCUUGGCCUCCGCCGCCAAGCGGCCCAGGCCCAAAGGCACCCAGACAUUGGAGUCUUUUUUUAAACGGUUAACACGCUAACCCUCAGUCGAGCUCGAACCGAAGGGCUCGGUGGCCCCCUCCCGUGACCGGAGCUGUGGAAAGCGGGGCCCAUCUGGCCGAGGAGCCGACACUGAGCCUUUUUCUAAAAAAGUCCAGGGACCGGGAAUUGAUUUCCCACAGUCCAGGGUGACGAGAGAGGACCGAGCUCGGCUCCUGCCGAGUAGCUCCGAUUUAUGAUAUCUGAGCCUUCGGAGGCCACGGCGGCUAACCAGGCAACCAACGCCGGGUCCCGGUUCCAGCGGAGCACAGCGGUCGGCACUACGUUGCGGCCGCCUUGUCCGAGUGAGCGAGUCCCGCGUAUGAGAUACCUUCGCAGUUUGCUAUGUGCUGCAUCCCUGCCCGCCUACGGGCUCACUGCCCUCCGCGUCCCCAGCGGGAACGUGCCCGGUAGGGACCGGAGAUACCCCCGCCUCGGCACCGGGUGAACCGCUAGCCUCAGAAUCAUUUCCUCUGCGCAGAUUCGUCCAUUGCCCCCGACGGGACGAUCCAUUUCUCUUGGAAACCACGUGAACCAGAGCAGGACUUAAUACCGAGCUCGCCCGAAAGCGGGAGCGUGAUAAGGGUGUACCGCCCGGGAGGACCGGCUAGGGCGUUGAGUCCGUGAUGCCGAUCCCUUCCGUUGGACCGCGGCUCCGGUCCGAGUCCGUGGACGGCCUGGAGAUCCUACCCCUGCCCUUUUGGAAUUGUUUGCGGAUCCGGGUGGUCUAGGAGAGAUGGUAGUCCCGCGAGCGCUAGGCCUCUCGUCCUCGGGGCAGAACCUGGAAGGCGCACCACCGAACCCAAAGCGGGAAGUCUGGACCCGACUUCCACCCGGCGCCGAGAGGUCGAUGGUGGGAUGAGCAGGAUCCUUUAAGUCAUUUGGUUUUUCUCCAACCCUCGGGUCUUUUUAGAGAAUCUGCUGCAGGGCAGCGGGCUGUGCGUCGGUCACGUCCCUUCCGGCUAAAGUGAGAGCUUGAUUCGGCAUUUAUUGAGUAGCUUCAUUAAAAUACUUUUGCCUGCCCCCUG